Messenger RNA from Selaginella moellendorffii, 369 nucleotides. RefSeq names its product flowering-promoting factor 1-like protein 3. The transcript has a single exon. The record is from RefSeq and is a predicted model, not a curated record. NCBI's taxonomy places the organism in Eukaryota, Viridiplantae, Streptophyta, Lycopodiopsida, Selaginellales, Selaginellaceae. Bases 1 to 369 code for a protein of 122 amino acids. Gene Ontology annotation, biological process: regulation of flower development.
AUGGUGGCGCCGAAAAUGCCCAGCUUCGAGGACGGGGAGAUCGGGGAGAACGGCGAGGAUCCCAGGGACGCGCGCGUCAAGAAGGUCUUGAUCUUCAAGACCACGGGCGAGAUCAUCUCCUCGUACGAUCGGCUCGAGAGCAAGCUGUUCGCGCUGGGGUGGCACCGAUACACCGGCGAGCUCGAGCCCAUGCUCGCGUUCGAUCGCGAGAGGAAGCAGUACUUCCAUCCAAAGCCCGGCUCCUGUUUCAUCAGCCUGCCCCUGGAUUUCGACAAGCUGCGCAUCAUCCACCUGUACGGGAUCGUCGUCCAGACGCGCACGGCGUUUGCGAUCCGCGAGAUCCCCCAGCCGCGGAGGAGAGGGGGAUAG